AUGUCGCUGACGGCGGAGUUGUUUGGAUCCCCCGGCCCGUCCUCGACGACGGCGGGGGUGACGCAUGCAGCCGGCGCCCCGAAAGGGGCCUCCGGUUUAUUCGAGCCGGUAAAAAAGGCCGCCUUUGAUCUCUUUGCGUUGGCGCCGCAGGUGAAGAAAGCCACCCGGAAGGAGAAGCAGCGCCUGCGUUUGCAGGAAAUAGCUGCGCCCAGAAAGGGCACACACAAGACCGAUGACGCGACGGAGAGGGACGCUGAGGACGACGUCUUCAAGACGGUGCUCCUCACCGAGGAGACCAAGGAGCGGGCCACCACCGAGAAGCAAAGGAAGGCGUCUAAACAGCACCUGCGGCAUGCACUCCAUGAUAACAAGGAGGAGGAAAGCCGCACCGUGUUUGUUGGGAAUCUCGUGAAUGACGUCAAGCGGCGAACGAUAGAAAAGGUUUUUAAGAACUGUGGGACGAUCGAGUGUGUUCGAGUUCGGGCGCAGGCGCUGGAAAGCGGGGAGGAGGAAGGCCGUAGCAAGGGUAAGAGUGUGGGCCGUGCCAUACGUGUGCUGCGUGGAGAGAUCAAGAAGGGUGACCAGUACAGUGCGGUGGCGUAUGUCUUGUUUAAGGACGGGGCGUCUGUGGCGAAGGCGCUGGAGCAGAAUGGCGUAAUGGUGGACGGGCGCCACAUUGUGGUCACUGCCAUGGACGCUGAGAGCCGGGCGUACGCGCCGGAGACGUCUGUAUUCAUAGGCAAUAUCGCCUACGACACAAACGAGGAAAUGGUGUGGAAUUUCUUCCUGGAGAAAGGGGUGGGAGACGUGAGACGCGUUCGCCUCGUUCGGGAUCGUGACACGGGCAGCUGCAAGGGGUUCGGCUACGUCGAGUUCCACGCGCCUGCCUCCGUGUCGCGGGCCAUUGCUACCCGUGGCAGUCUGCUGAACGGUCGGGAGGUGCGAAUUGUCCACGUGCAGAAGUCGAAAGCCGUGACCGCGACGAAGGCAAGCCGGCGGGAGAAGCGGAGGCGGGAGGAGCAGGCCACGACCAACCCCCUCCACGGCGGCGGAACGAAAAACAAGAAGGCGCGUCUGGAGGAAAGGGGUCCCAGGCGACAGGCCAACGCGGAGGGGGAGUUUGCGUGGAUGGGCGUCGUGACGAACCCGCGCAAGAAAAUACCAAAGGACCUGCGACCGUUAGUGGAGGGCAAAAAGAGCCGCCCCUCGUCAGGGCCGCGAGCCCCGGUGAAACGCAAGAUGCGUAACCCAGAGAAAUAG
Messenger RNA from Trypanosoma conorhini, 1260 nucleotides. Its product is annotated as putative RNA binding protein. Gene Ontology annotation, molecular function: RNA binding. The transcript has a single exon. Lineage: Eukaryota; Euglenozoa; Kinetoplastea; Trypanosomatida; Trypanosomatidae. Bases 1 to 1260 code for a protein of 419 amino acids. The record is from RefSeq and is a predicted model, not a curated record.